AUGGCUUCCAUCGCUGCCCACGCCUCCCUCGCUCUCCCUGCGCGUGCAGUCCAGAGCAGCGCUGCACCACAGAAGCUGCGGUCGUCAGUUCUCGGCCAACGCCUGGCCGUUACCGUCAAGAAGUACCUCGUCGCAGCCUGCCAGCGCAACUCCUCCCCUAGAGCCGCCGCUGAUGACGCCGCUCUCACCCUCGCAAAGGCCCUUCCUCCCGCCGCUCUCACUUCCCUCGUCCUAUCCCUCGCAGCAUCCCCCGCCGCGUUUGCCGAGGAUGUCGCCGCUCCCGCGACCCCUAUCUUCGGAACUGAGCUUCAAGCCAUUAACCCUGCCGCCGCUCCCUCAGCCCUGGGGCAGUCAUCCCUCACUGCCCCUCCCGUGGCCACGGCUAACCGCCUAGACCUGCCUGAGAGCACCACCUGGCGCUACAGUGAAUUCAUCAACGCAGUGCAGAGCGGUAAGGUGGAGCGCGUGCGGUUCAGCAAGGACGGCGCGUUCCUUCAGCUGACGGCCAUCGACGGCCGCCGCGCCACCGUCACCCUGCCGAACGACCCGAGCCUGGUCGACAUUCUGGCCCAGAACGGCGUGGAUAUCUCCGUGGCGGAGAGCGAGGCGAGCAACAACUACAUCGGACUCAUCGCGAACCUCCUCUUCCCGCUCAUCGCGUUCGCCGGGCUCUUCUUCCUCUUCCGCCGCGCGCAGGGUGGCCCUGGCGGAGUAGGCGGCCCCGGCGGGCCCAUGGACUUCGGCCGCGCUAAGUCCAAGUUCCAGGAGGUUCCUGAGACCGGCGUGACGUUCAAGGACGUGGCGGGUGCCGAUCAGGCGAAGCUGGAGCUGCAGGAGGUCGUCGACUUCCUUAAGAACCCUGACAAGUACACCCAGCUGGGUGCCAAGAUCCCCAAGGGCUGUCUGCUCGUGGGUCCCCCCGGUACCGGCAAGACCCUUCUCGCCCGCGCUGUGGCCGAAGGCCAAGUCCAAGGCCCCUGCAUCGUCUUCAUUGACGAAAUCGACGCUGUGGGCCGUCAGCGUGGCGCGGGUCUGGGCGGUGGCAACGACGAGCGCGAGCAGACGAUCAACCAGCUGCUGACGGAGAUGGACGGCUUCCAGGGCAACACGGGCGUCAUCGUCCUCGCCGCCACCAACCGUCCCGAUGUCCUCGACUCCGCGCUGCUCCGCCCCGGCCGCUUCGAUCGCCAGGUGACCGUUGACCGCCCGGACGUCGCGGGGCGCGUGUCGAUUCUGAAGGUGCACUCGCGCGGGAAGGUCCUCGCGAAGGACGUGGAUCUCGACAAGGUGGCGCGCCGCACGCCCGGAUUCACCGGCGCGGACCUUCAGAACCUCAUGAACGAGGCAGCGAUCUUCGCUGCACGGCGCAACCUGAAGGAGAUCUCCAUGGACGAGAUCUCCGACGCGCUGGAGAGGAUCAUUGCGGGGCCCGAGAAGAAGGGCGCCGUGGUUUCCGCUGAGAAGCGCCGACUGGUGGCGUACCACGAGGCUGGGCACGCCGUGGUGGGCGCGCUCAUGCCGGAGUACGAUCCGGUUGCUAAGAUCUCCAUCAUUCCCCGCGGCGGCGCUGGCGGUCUCACCUUUUUCGCCCCCAGCGAGGAGCGCCUGGAGUCGGGACUCUACUCACGAUCCUACCUUGAGAAUCAGAUGGCGGUGGCUCUGGGAGGCCGAAUUGCCGAGGAGCUGAUUUUCGGCGCGGAGAAUGUUACCACUGGCGCUUCAAACGAUUUCAUGCAGGUGUCGCGCGUGGCUCGGCAGAUGGUUGAGAGGCUCGGGUUCAGCAAGAAGGUUGGGCAGCUGGCUCUGGGUGGAGGUGGAGGGAACCCGUUCCUUGGCCAGCAGGUGACAAACGCGACCGAGUAUUCCAUGGCCACGGCUGAUCUGAUUGAUUCUGAGGUGAGGGAGCUGGUGGAUCGGGCUUACACGAGGGCCAAGACGCUGCUGACGGAGAACAUCGAUGUGAUGCACAAGCUGGCGGAGCUGCUCAUGGAGAAGGAGACGGUGGAUGGGGAGGAGUUCAUGAGCCUCUUUAUUGAUGGCGAUGCCAAGCUCAUGUUGAACUAG
This is a messenger RNA of Closterium sp. Yama58-4, 2064 nucleotides long. The record is from the annotation of a GenBank genome assembly. NCBI's taxonomy places the organism in Eukaryota, Viridiplantae, Streptophyta, Zygnematophyceae, Desmidiales, Closteriaceae.